CUCGUCGUCGUCUCCUGGCUAGCCGGUAACCAGCCACUCACGCAGACUCGAGGCCACCACUGGGAGGAGAAGAUGGACGCCGCCCGCGCCUCCCUCCUCUUGGCCGGCGGCCUCGCCGUAUCCACCUCCACCUCCGCCGUCGCCACUGCCGCCCAAACCGUCUCGAUUCCUCACCUAUCGCCGCACACCCGCCGAAGGCGACAGCGCCGCUUCCUCCGCCUGGCCUCCGCUGCGGCGUCGUCUCCCCCGCCGCUCCCCGCUGCUUCGGCGCAGCCGCAUUGCUCUAGGUGGGUCGUGGUGAUGGAGAGACCCCCCGCGCCAGCGGGAGGCGGCGAGGUGUCCCGUGCGGAGGCCGUCGACCACUACGUCGCCACACUGGCCAGGGUAUUGGGGAGCCAGGAGGAAGCACAGAUGCGCAUAUACGAUGCUUCGUGGGAUGGGAGCUACGAGUUCAGCUGCGAGAUCGACGAUGAAGCGUCAAGGGACCUUGCGAAAAUGCCCGGGGUAUUAGCUGUUAAGCCAGAUACGGAUAAGGUUGAUAUGUCAGAGAAGGAUAAUCAUGGCUCAGGCCUCUCAGCAGCUAACCUAGGAAAUUUCAGUGAUGCUGUUUCCAAUCACUCUUCUUCUAGUGGGGAAAAUGAGUUUUGGCUUGUGCGAAUGGAGAAGCCUGGGGUUGAAGUUGUGACAAAGGCACAAAUGGUGGAUCAUUAUACCCAAACCCUCAUGAAAGUGUUGGGGAAUGAAAAGGAUGCACAAGUCAGCAUAUAUCACAUUUCAUGGGAGAGGGAUUAUGGCUUCUGCUGUCACAUUGACGAAGAAUGUGCCAAGGAGCUAGCUGAUGUUUCUGGAGUGUUAUCUGUUCAACCGGACACAAAUUUUGGAUCCGACAACAAAAAUUACAAAGGUGAUGACAGCUUCAAAUCGUCUGAAGCUACUCAGGCUGAAGUCAAAACUAAAAGGCUUUUUGUUACAGGUCUUUCAUUUUAUACAUCUGAGAAAACUUUGCGGGCUGCCUUUGAGCCUUUUGGUGAACUAGUUGAAGUGAAGAUAAUAAUGGACAAGAUAUCAAAAAGAUCAAAAGGGUAUGCUUUCAUAGAAUACACCACAGAAGAAGCUGGAGGUGCUGCUCUGAAAGCAAUGAACGGACAGAUAAUAAAUGGCUGGAUGAUAGUUGUCGAUGUUGCUAAACAUAGAUCGAGGGACCGUCAACCCCCGUAUAGUGCAUCAGGUAGAUCCAAUCAAGUGCUUCGAUCGCGUUAUCAUACUGGAUGAACAAAGCAUGACACCUAGAGAUUAGACACAAGAUUAGCAGUGAGUACGAAGUAGAAACCAUAGUUUUCCGGUGGUGUUGUAUUUUUGCGUGGCCUGCUAUUCUAAUGUUUCCAAGAGAUGAUAGCGGGCUACAGAUUCCAUAAGUUUAGUAAUAUCUAACAUGUACUGGAUUGAUGCAAUAUCUUUUGAUACUGCAUUGGUAAUAUGAGCUUGAAUAGAUAAUCUCAUGUAACAUAUUUCUAUCAA
Molecule: messenger RNA, 1518 nt
Organism: Oryza sativa Japonica Group (Japanese rice)
Lineage: Eukaryota; Viridiplantae; Streptophyta; Magnoliopsida; Poales; Poaceae
Product: organelle RRM domain-containing protein 1, chloroplastic-like
Biological process (GO): cytidine to uridine editing; mitochondrial mRNA modification
Cellular component (GO): mitochondrion
Molecular function (GO): RNA binding
Source: RefSeq, a predicted model, not a curated record